AAAAUAAUAGUUUAUGAAAUCACCAAUAUUACAAACAAUUUUAUUUCGUAAGUUUUUUCUAUAAAUUGUUCCUGUGAGUGGACACAUUAGAUAUUAUUAUUUAAGAAAACUAGCCUUAUCUCAUACACCUUUACCCCAGAAAUUACAACCUUUCAAUUACUACGUAAUCAAUAAUCAUCACUUCAACACGUAUACAUACAUAUUUAUUUUGCAAAUAUUGCCAUUCCUAAUUAAUUAAUAAAUGACACAAUUCUACAUAUCCAUCCUCCCUGUAUUACCUUACAAAACAAUUAAAUAAUUUGUGCUUACACAAAAAAAUGAGAACGAUCAUAAUAAUUGUUCCACAUUUGCAAAAACAAACGUGCCUCGUCGUAAUACACUUAUUUCUAACUUAAGAAUAAAUACAUAAGAUCGAAUAUCAUCCAGCGGAAAUAUGUUACAUUUAUCUGUAAAAGGGAUCUCGCUAUUUAUCACUGACACAUAAGUGUGUUACAUAUAAGAAUAAAAAUAAUGGCAAAAACUAAAAGUAGCUUUCCACACGGGUAUAAUAAAUCCAAUCAAGCCAAGUAACCAGGUAGGUUGCUACAAAAUACAUAUCUUUAAAGGGAACAUGGACCGUGGGAAUUUUACAAUUUUCUCGUUUCCGUCUUUUUAUUACCAACACAAAUGUACACAUGAGACAGGGAUUAAUUAACCUGCACAGGUACAUGACUAGUUAACAAUCCUCUACCCACCCGUAUAAAUAUGUCCGUUGCCAACUAAUGUAUCCGUAUCUAGGGGCAAGUUAAAGCAUCUUAAUUGACGGAAUGACGGAAUCAAAAUUGAUCAUAUCGGAAAGAGAGGAAAGAGAAAUGAGGUAAAAAUAAGUAAAGUAAACUAGAUCACUAUUAUUGUUAUUGUUAUUAUGAGUCCAAGUAUUACAUACAUGUCAUCCAUAAUGCAUCGGGUAGCGUCAUAUUUACUUCUAUACUUACAUUGUCCUACUAAUUAGAACUCCUUCUUCUUUUUUACAAAAUAUGGGACACCGACUAUUUUUAUUGCGAUAUUGUAUUCUUGAAUGAAAUCUAGAAACCAGUAUUCUUUUUCUACCUGUAUGGGAAUCAUUCUAGUCUGCAAAAAUUGGUGCAAAUUUGUCUUCUAUUUUUUUCUAAGAAAAUGCAUUUUUUCAGAAACAUAAGAACAUUUCAAUUUUUAGGCUUGAUUUUAUAUAGUGCUUUAGAAUUAGUGUCCUGUGUUAAAAUAAAAUCCGGAAAAGUUACCACCGAAACCACCCCUACUGGCGGAUCUUGGGGAACUUUAAGUGCAAAAUUUAUCCCAUCUCAGCAAAUAGUCACGGAAUUAUUAACCCCGCAAAAACCCGGGAGAAAAUCUAGUCGGGGUAAAAAAGGGAAAAAAUGUCCACGCUAAUUUUCCCAUUGGGGUAACCCCAACAAAUUCUGGGUGGACUUUGGAAUAUCCCUUAAUUCCUAGUGACUCCAAGAUUAACGAAACUAAAAACUUUGGAGAUACAUUUUCAACACCGAGUUCCGUACAAGCGGGAAAUUUUUAUAAUUUGAAUAAUAAUAACCCGACUGGAAUAGAAGAUACGAGUUGGGUUGCGAUUCGGGAUACGAAUGGGGGAACUCGUGCAACCCCAUUGCCAAAAUUACCUCAGAAUUCGCACACGUUGGGAAAUCAUGGAGACCAAAUUUUGCAAGUUCUACCAGAACCACGCCUUCCAUCCCCUCCACAAGACCGAUACCCGACAUCAACCUCGCUUUCAGUAAAUCGAAUCGGUCUCUACGUUCCUGACACGGAUGACGAAAACGAAGAGGAUUCUUCUGAAGAAAAAUCUCGGGAAAAUCUAAAACGCAAAAACAGACGAAAAAACAACUCCAAAAAACACAAAGGCAAAAAUUCCCACAAAAAAUCGGAGUGAUCAUAAAGAUGAAAAUGAUGACGAAAUUGAUGACGGAGCCCCAGGCACGGUAGAUUUAAAGAUCCAAAAGCUCCAAGACCUUGUGACCUCGUUAACCAAAAAUGUUGACGUUAUGCGUCAAAAUACCCAAGUAAUUUCUAAAGGGUUCAACAUUUUAUCGACAAGAUUCAACAAACUCUCCUCCGAUCAGGACGAACUGAGCUUAAAACUGGACAAAAAGUUUGUCUUGGUUGAAGAAGGAAUAAUCCGGAUGCAAACGGAAAUUGGAAAGAAACUUAAAGACAUCGACACUAAGGGGGAAGCAGGGAUUAAAAAUUUAAAAAAGACGGACCAGGAAUUACUUCAGGCACAAAUCACCGCUGGGCAAGAACACAAACGCUGGAUGGAAACCCUUUCCGGCAAAUUGGUCGGGUUCAAAUCAGAUUUCGACAAAGAGUCCAAAGUUUUAGCGGAAAUGGUCAAAGCGUUGGCGGAAAUACAGAAAAAAGAGAAAGGCAAGUUGGACCAGUUGGGAAAAAAUUUGGACGCGGAAAUGGACAAAUUGCGGGACACUUUAGAAGAACAAAACAAUCAUGGGGACGGUGAAAAAGAUAACAAUUUUCAGGAGAGGGCCGGCCAAGAUAGUUUACUUUUGGUCAAACGCGUAGAACAGUUGGAACUGAAUCUCAAGUCUACCCAAACCACUGUGAAAAACGAGUCCGAAAUUUUCCAACGCGAACUUGGCGAUCUUUCAAAAUACGUUGACGACAAAUUGAAACGUCUCGAUGAAUCGUUACAAGAUCAAAAUAUGGCGCACAACUUGGCGCAUGAGCACAUCGCUGGAAAAAUGGAUUCCUGGUCGUCCACAUCAACGACAUCUUUGUUUGAACCUACCGCGCAAUCUCUAAUGGCGGCAAGAGGAGAUGAUUUAGACAUGAUUGAAACAAGUCCGAUUUAUCCCCUAAAAUUUGAAGGAAAUUAAAAGAUUUUUAAAAUAAUUGUAAUAUAUAGAUGCCAAAUCUUAAUGUUUUAAAAAUCGUUUACUCUAAAUUUUGUAGAACAGAUGGUUAAUUUUGUAUCUGUCCAUGAAAAUAUUCAAACCGUUUGGAAACUUUGUUUUUUAGGAACAUAAAAAAGACAACGAAACUCUGGCCGAGGGCUUAUCAUCGUUACGAAAUGAAACUGAGGACACAUUUUUGGAAGUCGCGCGCUCAGAAGAACGCCUUAACAAGGUUGUUCAACAGUUCGAAAUUACCGAUGCGGAACAAGUCAAAAUUCGCGAAGAAUUAUGGAACAUCAAAGACAGGUUGAACGGCUUGGAGGAAAAUUAUGUCAAUUUGUGGAAAACAAAUAAGAAAUUUAUCGCCGAAUUGGAACAAGUUGUCAACAGCGUGGAUAACAUCAAUUUGGUGCAUGGAAACGAGCUACAAACCUUGUCCACUGAUUUUGCCGCGAGUAAGGAUAAAAUUGAAAAUGUGACGAAAACCUGGAGAAAUUUGGACAAUCGGUUAUCCAACGUGGAACUCUUGAUGGACAUGGAAGUCUCGCAAGGCCACGAACCAAACACGAGCGAACUUUCUAAACUGAAAGGUCGUCUUGCCAAUGCGGAAAAGGAUGUUUCCGAACUGUGGAAAAGUUCGGAAAUUUUGUCCUUUCAACAGCAAGUUAUGGCGGAGAAUUUCAAA
Molecule: messenger RNA, 3582 nt
Organism: Folsomia candida
Lineage: Eukaryota; Metazoa; Arthropoda; Collembola; Entomobryomorpha; Isotomidae
Exons: 10
Coding region: 2031-2879 (282 amino acids)
Source: RefSeq, a predicted model, not a curated record